AUGCCUACUUUUUUGUUCCUAAAUUUUUUGUUUCUCAUUCAGCCAGCUUUUCAAAUAUCAGACAGUGACACUUUUCUGAUACACAAUGAAAAACUUGAUCUUUGCCUAAAUCUUCAAGAAUUUUAUUCCUUCUCCCUUGAGAUCUGCAACAAGCACAACGAUCACCAAAAUUUUAAGUGGGUAUCUGAAUAUCAGAUAUUGAAUAUGGCAAAGAAGUUAUGCUUGAGCGUGUCUUCAAAAACAAAAAUGAUACCACUUACACUGUCACCUUGUAAUGAAACUGUUGAAUUACAAAAGUGGGAAUGCAGAAAUGACACGCUGCUUGCCCUUGCACCACCAACACCACAACAAGAACAAAAUCUGUUUUUAAAUCCUGCUGAUGAGCGUGGGACUAGGGUUAUAUUAUCAGAUAACCCCACCACAAAAAGUGUUUGGAAGAUCUAUGGAACAAAGAAGAGCUUGUGUGACCAGAAAUAUGAAGCUCUAUUUACUAUAGACGGCAAUGCCUUCGGAGCACCUUGCAAGUUUCCUUUCAAGUAUACGAAUAAAUGGUAUGCUGAAUGCAUAGUUGAUGAUGAUGAACACAAACGACUUUGGUGUGGAACAACUUCGGAUGUGGACAAAGAAUCUUUAACUGGAUAUUGUCCCAUAAAAGAUAAAAAUGAUAACUUUUUCUGGACCAAAAAUUACUGGACAGGAGAUCUCUACCAGAUCAAUUCCAACUCAGCUUUAACAUGGGAUGAAGCAAGAAAAAGCUGUCUGCAACAAAGUUCAGAAUUAUUGACCAUCAACGAACUACAUGAACAAGCAUAUUUGACAGGAUUAAUGCAAAAUUUAGAUGCCAGCUACUGGAUUGGUCUUAGUAAUCCGGAUUUUGACAAUGGAUGGCAGUGGACUAAUGAACAGCCUUUAAGAUAUUUAAAUUGGGCUCCAGGUAGCCCUUCUUCAGAAACAGGAAAAAACUGUGGAUUGAUGCAUGGUAGGAUUGGCAAAUGGGCAAAUAAUCUGUGUGAACAGAAGCAUGGAUACAUCUGUAAAAGAGUGAACUCUUCAGUACAGGCAUCUGGACCUUCUCCAGAUGAUCUUAAGCCAGUUAAAUGUCCAGGUGACUGGGUUGGAUAUGCAAAGCACUGUUACCGUCUGAACAGAGAUCGCAAAACGUGGAAGGAUGCCUCAGUCUCCUGCCAAAAGGAUGGUGGACAUUUACUAAGUAUACAUGACAUUGAGGAAUACAGCUUUGUUUUUUCUCAGCUUGGUUACAAAUCAACAGAUAAUUUGUGGAUAGGCCUAAAUGACCAGAAGACUUCUUCAUAUUUUGAAUGGAGUGAUGGUACUACAGUGAGAUUCAUCAGAUGGCAGAAAGGAGAACCCACACUUAUAAGCAACGUGCAGGAAGACUGUGUUAUCAUGAGUGGGAAGAAUGGAUACAUGGCGGAUCAUUUCUGCGAAGAUGAAUUAGGAUACAUCUGUAAAAAAGAGUCUUCAGAAUUUCUUCCUGAAACCGAAGUAGUUGCUGAUCCAAAAUGCCAAAAAGGCUGGAAAAGAUAUGGCUUCUAUUGUUAUUUAAUUGGAAAGACACUUGGAACAUUUUCAGAAGCAAAGACAUCUUGUGAAACAAACCAUGGAUUUCUGAUCUCUGUUGAGAAUAGAUUUGAGCAGGCCUUCCUGACUAGCCAAAUUGGACACCGUCCUGAAAAAUAUUUCUGGAUUGGCCUUUCGGAUGUAGCGAAUCCAGGAACUUUCAACUGGACCAAUGGAGACACCAUUCAGUUCACUCACUGGAAUGCAAAAAUGCCUGGCCCAAAUCCCGGCUGCGUUGCCAUGAAAACGGGAGAAGCUGCUGGACUGUGGGAUGUUGUCAAUUGUGAGGAGAGGGCUGCCUUUCUUUGCAAGCAUUUGGCUGAAGGGGUGACGCCUCCUCCAAUCCCAAGAGCAACACCCCCUCCCCCAUGUCCUGAAGGAUGGACUGCAAGUCCAACGAGGAAUGUGUGCUUCAAGGCAUAUCAAGUGAAGAGACCUGAAAAGAAAACUUGGUAUGAGGCACGUGACUUUUGUACAUCAAUUGGAGGAGACCUGGCUUCUUUUCAUAAUAGCCGAGAGUUUUUUUUACUGAAUGAACCAUUACAAUAUCAAUACAGCUGGGUUGGUUUAAGAAUCAUGGAUUCCAGCCCAGGAUACACUUGGACUGACGGGUCUCCUGUAAACUAUGAACCAGCAUUAUAUUGGUUUUCAGAAAAUGAAAAUAAUGAAAGAUGCAGAUCAAUAUGGGGAAGUAAAAGAUAUUGGGCUGAAGAGAAAUGCUCGGAGUUCUAUAAUUGGAUCUGCCAAAUGACAAGAGGUUCAACCUUAAAAGAAGAACCAAAUGACAACUUUGAGAGUAAUUAUACAAGAAUUGAAGAUGGAUGGAUUCAAUUUGAAUACAAUGAGUAUUAUUUCAGUAAUACAACAAUGCCUGCAGAAAAAGCCCGGAAGUUCUGCAAACAACAUCAUGGUGAUCUUACCACCAUUGAGAGUAAACAAGAAAAAGAGUUUUUGUGGAAAUAUGACUACCAUUAUGGAAUUGGUUAUGAUUCUUACAUUGGUUUAACCUUGGGUCUUGACAAAAAGUUCGGUUGGAUGGAUGGAACUCCCGUGACAUAUGAAGCCUGGGCCCCCGGUGAACCCAACUUUUCAAAUGAUGAUGAAAAUUGUGUAGUUAUGUAUCAUAAUUCAGGUGUAUGGAAUGAUAUAAACUGCGGUGCUGAGAGAAGCUUCAUCUGCAAAAGACAUAAUAGCUCUAUCCGUACAACUGCAGCGCCCACAUUACCUGCAACUCCAAAAGGGUGCAGUGAAGGCUGGCUUUGGUAUAAUGAUAAGUGCUUUCAAAUAUUUGGCUUCAGAGAAGAGGAGAAGAAAAACUGGAGCGCUGCGCGUGAUCACUGCAGAAACCUAGGAGGAAAUCUGGCUAGUAUACCAAACAAAGCUGUUCAAGCUUUCCUCACAGUGCAGUUGAAAAGUGUUAGUGGUAAUACUUGGACUGGAUUGACUGACGUGAAUUGGGGGGGACGUUUCCUCUGGACUGAUGGGAGUGGAGUCUAUUUUACAAAUUGGGCUAAAGGGUCACCUCGUUCAUAUAAAGGUGACUGUGUUUUUAUGCUGACAAAACCUGAAAGGCUUGCAGGAUAUUGGAAAGUUGGAGUCUGUUCUUCUAAUAUGUCCUAUAUCUGCCAAAAAAAUACUGGUCCUGAACCUUACUCUGAACCAACGGAUCCAGCAUCUCACUAUAUCAGUUAUGGAAAUAGCAGCUAUUCUAUGGUUAGUCCCAAGAUGACCUGGGAAGAAGCAAGGAAGAAAUGUGAAUCUGAAAAUUCAAAACUGGCCGCCAUUCUAGACCCCUAUGCAGAAUCAUUCAUAUGGCUGCAAGUGCUCAAGUACACGGAGCCUGUAUGGAUUGGACUAAGCAGCCAAGAGAGUGAUGCUGGGUACAAGUGGGUAAGUAAUUGGAGGCUAAUGUACACUAACUGGGCUGCUGAAGAACCAAGGCAUAACACCGCCUGUGUCUACCUAGACAUUGAUGGUUAUUGGAAAACAGGAAACUGCAGUGAAAAAUACUAUUCUGUUUGCGAGAGAUAUAAUGGUAUAGUACCAACUGAGAAGCUACAAUCAUCAGGAAAAUGCCAAACUUCCAAAAACAGACAAGAAUCUUGGAUUCCUUUUGGAGAUCAUUGCUAUAAAUUUUACCCUUCAUGGGUAUCUUGGUCACAAGCUUCCCUGUUAUGUGAACAGAUAGGUAGUGCCUUGACUUCAAUCAAAGAUUCAGUUGAAUUAUACUUUUUAAAGGAAGAAAUGGAAAUACUUGGAUAUAUGGAGUUUUGGAUAGGCUUAUACAGUAAUCAGGAAGGAGAAUGGAUGUGGAAAGAUAAUAGUAACAUCGCUUUUGUCAACUGGAAUAAGCCAGAUGAUCAUGGAGAAAAUGAUAGAAGCGAGAUCUUAAGUAACAGAUGCACUUUCAUGAAUAGUAAAUCUGGAUUUUGGUUCAAAAGCUACUGUGGAUCUUAUUCAUCAAGAACAUUUGUUUGUAAAAAAAAUAAAAUUAUUGAAGAAUCAGCUGUAAACACUACAAAAAUACCAGUGCAGAAAGGAGGGGAACUUCUGUCAACACAUGGCACAGCUGUGGGGGCAAUUAUCUCAAUUAUCUUCAUAGUCAUCGGUGCAGGAAUCGCAGCCUAUAUUUUCUAUAGAAGAAGAAACAGACCACAAGUCUCUGCUGGAUUUGACAAUUCUUUGUACAGUGACAAUGUGGUUAUUCUUCAUAAGGAUUCACAAUCUCUUGCAGACAAUCAAGAAUUAAAUAAACAAAUAUAACUGGCAUCUUGCUGUGGAUAAGGCCCAUUGGAUACAAUACAUU
Pseudonaja textilis is the source of this 4387-nucleotide messenger RNA. Its product is annotated as macrophage mannose receptor 1-like. The record is from RefSeq and is a predicted model, not a curated record. Lineage: Eukaryota; Metazoa; Chordata; Lepidosauria; Squamata; Elapidae.